CUGAACGGAAACUACCACACCAAACUCUAGACGUAAGUAUCUCGAUUUCGCCCUGAAAUAACAAAAGGAAUCUCAAAAUGGCUCCCAAGGCAGAAAAGAAGCCAGCCGAGAAAAAGCCAGCCGCAGCCGAGAAAGCGCCGGCGGAGAAGAAGCCAAGGGCAGAGAAGAAAUUGCCUAAAGAAGGAGCGAUUGACAAGAAGAAGAAGAAGGCUAAGAAGAGCGUGGAGACUUACAAGAUUUACAUCUUCAAGGUUUUGAAACAAGUCCAUCCUGAUAUUGGGAUCUCAAGCAAAGCAAUGGGUAUCAUGAAUAGUUUCAUCAAUGAUAUCUUUGAAAAGCUUGCACAAGAGGCUUCGAGGCUCGCUCGGUAUAACAAGAAGCCUACAAUUACGUCCCGGGAGAUCCAGACUGCUGUUAGACUGGUUUUGCCUGGAGAGCUUGCGAAACAUGCCGUUUCUGAAGGGACUAAGGCUGUUACCAAGUUUACCAGCUCUUAGGUGGCCAGGGUUUGUUGGGUUCUGGAUGGUGGGUAUUUUGCGAGGUUCGAUCUGUCAAUUAGGGUUUCUGUUCAUGUAUAGUUUCAGGUUUCGAUUUUAGUCGAAUUGAUGUGGCUGUUUGGUUUUUCUCAAUGAUACAUGGAUCUUGUUCGUAAAUUGUCCUUGAUUAUUGGGUUUAUUUGUUUCUUCUCACUCAUUUUACUUUCUGUUUGGGUUUUUGAUUCGCUUUGUUGAUUCGGGUUACUUUUCCUGUGGUUUCGUGCAUUUUUUUGUAUCUGAAAUUGUUCUAGAUUGUUUCAUCGGUUGCAAUUCGACUGGAACUUAAUUGAGUUUAUUGC
This is a messenger RNA of Populus euphratica (Euphrates poplar), 835 nucleotides long. Its product is annotated as histone H2B-like. Gene Ontology annotation, cellular component: nucleosome. The record is from RefSeq and is a predicted model, not a curated record. The coding region runs from base 78 to 497 and encodes 139 amino acids. The transcript has a single exon. Gene Ontology annotation, molecular function: DNA binding; structural constituent of chromatin; protein heterodimerization activity. NCBI's taxonomy places the organism in Eukaryota, Viridiplantae, Streptophyta, Magnoliopsida, Malpighiales, Salicaceae.